CGAUUUGGUAUUACGAUUGAUUCGAUAAUUUUUCCUGAUAGUUAUACUAUGGUUGCGGCGUUGUCACCACAGAAUGUCACAGAAUUCUACAAAAUGCGCAAAAUACCACAGAAUUAUAAAAUAUGGCCAAUAAAUUCGGGCCGAGAGUCGGGAACUCCCGGAAAGAAAUAUACAAAAACUUUAAUGCAAGACAUUGAAGAAAGACAAGUAAUAUUCUCAACAAUCCAAAUACCAACACCAACAGUAACCCAAAACGUAACAAUAUCAAAUACCUUAACAACUAUAAGCACCUCAACUGUAACUUAUACACAAACGAUAACACCAAGUUACUUUUCAGACUCUAACGUGAUAACCCAAGACAUAGUAACCAUAGUACUCAUA
Molecule: messenger RNA, 381 nt
Organism: Ambispora leptoticha
Lineage: Eukaryota; Fungi; Glomeromycota; Glomeromycetes; Archaeosporales; Ambisporaceae
Source: the annotation of a GenBank genome assembly